AUGGUAGAUAAUUCGACAAUUGCGUUUGCAGUCUCUCUGGUAGCAGCCUUUGUGUUUCUAAGGGUGUUUGUUCGCCCUCCUGAACUGAUAGAGUCUAGAGAUGCAGAGCUAAAGAUCAAAGAAGCGAUUGAAAGUCGGAAGAGAACGGCUACAACUGCCGAUAGUAAAAGAGAUGUGUCAGAAGGUAUGGUUGAAGUCGUCAAGACCGUAGUUCCCCAGGCCAAAGAUGCCGACGUUCGAGAGGUGUUGAAUAAGACACGUUCCGUUGAGAGAGCGGUUGAGUUGUUGUUGGAGCAGGUUAGGGAAGCAAAGCCCGAAAAGAGUGGAAUGAAGGAAGCUGAACAGAAACCAGAACCAGUGAAACUGCAAAACCCUGGCUGGGCAGACACUAAAGAAGAAAGGGCCCGCAAUAUGGAACUAAAACGAAAGCAAAUGAUUGAACAGGCCAGAAAGAGGUGCCAAUCUCAGGGCUGA
Messenger RNA from Komagataella phaffii GS115, 474 nucleotides. RefSeq lists its product as hypothetical. The record is from RefSeq and is a predicted model, not a curated record. NCBI's taxonomy places the organism in Eukaryota, Fungi, Ascomycota, Pichiomycetes, Pichiales, Pichiaceae. The transcript has a single exon. The coding region runs from base 1 to 474 and encodes 157 amino acids.